AUAAAGUCAGUAAAAAAAAAAUUUCCUCCUGAAAAUACCUACCUAUCUGAAGACCUGUUCUGCCAGUUUUCCCAGAGCACUGAGAGCCUCAUUCCUGAUCUCCGCCCUGAACCCCUUUCAAGGUGUGUUGAAGGUGAGCAAUUGCAGUGACUAAUGAGCCAAUCCUUGUAGAACCAGGUGAUGAGGGACCUUCUUCAGGCAUGAGGGGUAACACUUUCAAUCUCAAAACAUACAUCCAAAUGUAUGUAUCCAAACCCCACCCCUCUCCUCUGCUCCCAGCCUGACCCCCACAGCCUGAGGUCAGAGAGCCAGAGGACCUGAAUUUUAGAGUAAAUCACAGACACAGGAGCAGCAUUGAAGGGUCUCCCACUGGCCCAUGAUGGCACUGAUUCAUGCAAGAAUCGCCAGCGGGCCCCAGGAUGCUGAGCAGAUUCCUGGGCCCGCAGUGUCGCGAGCUGGCCAGAAGUUGGAUCCCCACGGCGGGCAUGUGCGGCACCUUGGGACUGGUGUGGGCCACCGAGUGGUGGCUGAUUCUGGACUGGGUGCCCUACAUCAACGGCAAGUGUAAGAAGGAUGAUUAG
This is a messenger RNA of Physeter macrocephalus (sperm whale), 581 nucleotides long. RefSeq names its product cytochrome b-c1 complex subunit 10-like. The record is from RefSeq and is a predicted model, not a curated record. NCBI's taxonomy places the organism in Eukaryota, Metazoa, Chordata, Mammalia, Artiodactyla, Physeteridae. The coding region runs from base 393 to 581 and encodes 62 amino acids. The transcript has a single exon. Gene Ontology annotation, cellular component: mitochondrial inner membrane. Gene Ontology annotation, biological process: mitochondrial electron transport, ubiquinol to cytochrome c.